Messenger RNA from Plasmopara halstedii, 723 nucleotides. Its product is annotated as polyprotein. The coding region runs from base 1 to 723 and encodes 240 amino acids. The transcript has 2 exons. Lineage: Eukaryota; Oomycota; Peronosporomycetes; Peronosporales; Peronosporaceae. The record is from RefSeq and is a predicted model, not a curated record.
AUGCAAGCCAUCAGUGAAGAAGUUUCGCAAGACAAACAACUUGUGUUUCUUCGUGGAAUUCUAACAGAUGAAUACGACCCGAUUGUGAAGAUCAUCGAAAACAUGCCCAGAAAAGAUCUAUUUCAAGCCAAGGAAACGCUACGUCGAGAGUGUGAAAGCGUGAAUAAAAAAGAGAGCAAUGAGAUUGCUCUUAAGGCGACUCAAGACUACAAGAGCAAAGGUCCCAGACCUAAAGGGAUAAAAGGCAAAAAUGACAACAAAAAGCAAGACGAACAGGCUUUCAUGGGAUGUGAACGUGGUUCUGAUGGAUGGCUACUCGACAGUGGUGCAACCAGUCAUAUGUGUCCAUUUCAAGAUGAGUUUGAUGAUAUUCGUCCACUCGACAGACCGAUUGUCAUUUCAGUUGCAAAUGGUGGCAAGGUUUUGGCUGCCGGAAUUGGGACGAUCCGAGUUAUACUAAAGAACAAGAAGCCAAUUCGGAUCGAAGAUGUGCUUUACGUCCCAGAUUUGAAUCAAAGACUUCUUUCGAUUCCAGCGUUGUCUGAAAAAGGAAUGCAUGUAACAUUCGGCAAAGCAUUGUGUAAGAUCAAGAGCGAUAAAGAAAUUGUGAUUCGAGUGACCCAGAAGGGCAAGUUGUUUGUAUUGGAGAGUAAUUCAGUGGAAUCUGCUAUCAUUAGCAAAGAGGUGAGUCAGGAUACCAAACCAGUGGAUCCAAGUGUGUGA